UGCAGUCAUCAUGAAGUUUGACUGAAGACGUGGAGUAGAUGUACGAGGUGUCACACAUAAUUUAGGAUUUUUUUUUUGAAGUUUUACUACCAACCUUUUGUAUUUUGAUCGACUCUGGCAGUUCGAGGACCUCUAGUGGAUUGAAUAUGGAAGCAAAUAGGAAGCUGUGAGGCUCAGAUCGCAGCAGCAGCAGCAGCAGCCGGUGCGGCUCCAGUCAGAACAACUUGUUUGCUGCGAGAUCGCGAGUGUUGCUCGAAGAGGAGCAAAGAAAAUGUCGCUUUUUUGACAGAUAAGUCACUCCGAGGCGACGGCUUGCUGUGCGUGAAGAAACAUGAAGGGUUUGUGUCUGCUGUGUUGAUUUAUAAGAAUCGACAAAACCAGAGGAGAAGAGAGAGAAGCGAUGAUGAACUCAGGCAUGCAUAAGCCUCCUGUGGCCCCUAAACCAAAGCUGGCCCUCCACCAGAGGCCUGAGCUGUCUCCCUCAAUCCCCAGAAAAGACAGCCUCUCGCACCCAUCUCCUGGCACACCGAGGAAGGUUAAACCAUUACUAGCUCCCAAACCUUGCCUCUCUAAACUCACCGCUGCUGUGGAAUCCAAGCCUCUAGUUUCAAGGAGCCUGCACCACCCAGAAGCCCCUCGGACCGUCGGUGUUCUUAACUCUCAAAAUGGAAUACAGCAAGAGAACAAAAAGCCUGACUGGGAUUAUAUUAUUCCUAUUUGCCUUUGUAGCCAAGAAAACUGUAUGUGCAUCAGGAACACAAGCUUGGACAAAGCUGAGAAACACUUAAAAACAUUGCGAAAGAGCAAAACUGAAGAGGACAAAAAGACUGUGCCAACAACGCGAUGCACCCUGGAUGGCAGCAGGGAGAAAACAGACGAUGUUAAGUGCCAUGUGACGAACACUUCCUCCACCAAUGCUCACCUUACGAACCACAAACCUCUCAAAGAGACACUUCCUGUGGAACGAAACUUCAACAGAGACAUUGAUACCUCGAGUCCUGAGGUGACUGUUCGGCCGUCUCUUCCUCACAGAACAUGGAGUGAUGAAGCAAAUGCUAACACCAUACCUCAGAGUGCACCUGGGCGAGGACCAGAGGAAGAUGCUCUUGGCUCAGAGCAAACCAGUGCGCUCCAACCCAAACCAGUCCCAGCAGCCCCUAGGAAGCCCGUCCCUGUCCCUGUACCACGGAAACCCAGGACAGUGGUUCAGGCUCAUCAGGAAAAGGUGGAGGAGGGGAGGGAAGAGUCUGUGAGUCAAGAAUGGAGGGAAAUGAACGUCAAAGAGGUGAAGGUGUCAUCAGAGGGGAAGGGCAGCUCAUCCCCGUCUGUCAAUGUGGCAGACAGUGAAAACAAGCAGCCGAUUUUUCUGUCUGCGAGAAGAGCUUGUGCCCCGCCAGCCCCUCCGCCCAGGAAAAAGCCUUUUCUGUCUGCACCCGAGAGGGCGCCAACCUCUGCUCCUCUGACGCUUCCAAAGGAUGUGAAGGCGGAAGAUCUGGGCUGGGACAGCAGCAAUAUUGAGAUGGAGGUAUCGGUUGACGAGGAGGAUGAAGAGAUGCAGAAGGAAGGAGCGGAUGAUCAGGAGGCAGUCGACGGCGACUUCGCACGUCGUCCUCCUUCUCGCAGUUUGCUCAGUCAGCCGGAGUUGAGCCGGAGUCCUGGCAUCACUGUGGCAGGUGAGGAGAAGGGGAUGGUUAAAGUAGUGCCGAAGAAGCCCCAGAGACACAGCAGCCCAAUGGCACUGAUUCAGAAGAAGGAACCCCUGGAGGAGAGAGAAGUGGAGAAAGAAGGAGAUGAUGAGAAACACCAGACCCAUGUUUUGCAAGAGAGGGUAAAGAUGGAGCUGCCUACGAAGGAAAAAUCAAGCAGGAACCUCUUAACAACAGGAAUCAUCAAACCAUCUCGCUCCAGCCUGAGCAAACAGAAAGCCAAGUCCUUCUCUGCGGCUGACGUCAUUCGCUCUGAUGGACAGAGGAGGACCUCUUUCCGGAAACUGCUAGACUUGACGCUUUCAGUGAAGAUGUUACCCAAGCUCAAAGUAAAAGGAGGCCAGAGCCCUGACUCCACUGCAAAUGAUAAUCAACAAAGCGUUGACAAGGACCAAGAUGAAUGUCAGAACCUUCCUGUGCCUCUCCAGCCCGGACGUAAAUUCUCCUGCCCGCUCAUUGGAAUCGAGCAAAGUGUAGACGGAGAUGAAUUUUCUCCAGGACUCGAACAAGAUCCCUACUAUGAGAACAUUGCUCACUAUGAGGAGAUAUCAGACUACAUAAAUAUGCCAGCGGGGGAGGCAGGGUUGUCUCCUCAGGCCUCCUUCUCGCAGCUGUACAAUGAUGAAGGUAUCUACGAGGAGCAGGAGCCAUACAUGUCCCUGGUGAAAGACACCCAUCAACAGCAGCAUGAGACAGCAGCAGAGUUUGACAGAAGCUCAGUCGACGAGGAGGUGGCUCUUGUGACUGAGGGCUCCUGGGAUGAUGACUUUGGGGCAGACAGCUCGGAUGAGGACGAGGAUGAUAGCAGCUCCAUCUCAAGUAAAGGCGACCCUGAGCAGCCAGAGGAGAGUCCGACGCAGCGUGAAAAGAAGAAAAGCAAGAUACACCACAUCGCCACAGAAAUCAUGACGUCCGAGAGCGUGUUUGUUGACGUCCUAAAGAUGCUUCAUGUUGACUUCCGUGAUUCGGUGUCUAAAGCGUCUCAGCAGAGUGGGAAACCUGUGAUCGAGGAGCGUCUUCUCAACCAGAUCCUGUACUACCUCCCACAGCUCUAUGAACUCAACCAAAACCUGCUCAAAGAGCUGAGGCAGAGAGUGGACAAAUGGGAUGAAAACGCCCAGGUCGCAGACAUUUUCCUGAAGAAAGGGCCCUAUCUAAAGAUGUACUCCACAUACAUCCGUGAGUACGACAAGAAUGUGGCUCUACUGGAAGAGCAGACCAAGAAGAACGCAGCAUUUGGCGCGGUGGUGAAGAAUUUUGAGGCGAGUCCACGCUGUGCCAAUUUGGCUCUCAAGCAUUACCUCCUGAAGCCUGUUCAGAGGAUUCCUCAGUACCAGCUACUCCUCACAGAUUAUCUAAAAAACCUGUCUGAGGACUCAGAUGACUACAAGGACACUCAAGCUGCUCUUGCUAUCGUGAAAGAGGUGGCCAAUCACGCCAAUGACAUCAUGAAACAAGGGGAUAUCUUCCAGAAGUUGAUUCAGGUGCAGUGUCGUCUAAACGGCCACCAUGAGAUUGUCCAACCUGGCCGGGUCUUCCUCAAAGAGGGCAUCCUGAUGAAGCUGUCCAGAAAGGUCAUGCAGCCCAGGAUGUUCUUCCUGUUUAACGACGUCCUGCUCUACACCACUCCUGUUCAAUCAGGACAGUUCAAGCUCAACAACAUGCUGUCACUGGCUGGGAUGAAGGUUAGCAAACCGAGUCAGGAGGCCUGUCAGAAUGAGCUGAAGAUUGAGAGUGUGGAGCGUUCUUUUAUUCUCUCUGCGAGUUCGGCCACAGAGCGAGAUGAAUGGCUCGAGGCAAUUUCCACAGCAAUCAGCGACUACACCAGGAAGAAAAUCAGUUUUAUUUCAGGAAAGCCUCCCGAUCAGAUAGAUCUGAGCGACCAUGACGAUGGUGCUCCCUUGGGAUCCAAAGCUCCCAUAUGGAUCCCAGACCCGCGGACCUCCAUGUGUAUGAUCUGCACCUGUGAGUUCACCCUGACAUGGAGGAGGCAUCACUGUCGCGCAUGUGGAAAGGUGGUGUGCCAGUCGUGUUCCUCCAACAAACACUGUCUUGAAUAUCUAAAGAACCAGUUAGCUCGAGUGUGUGACCAGUGUUUCCUUGUUCUUCAGCAGGAGAAAAGUGAAAGGGCCCUAUCAGCAGCGGUGUCCCCUGGAAGCAGAGCUACCUUUGCUUUUUCCAGGAAGCAGAAGAAGAUACCUGCAGCCCUCAAACAGGUGUCAGCAAACACUGACAACUCCUCCAUGAGUGGGUAUCUGCAGAGGUCGAGAAGAAAUAAAAAGCAGGGGAAGAGGCUGUGGUUCGUCAUUCAGGACAAAGUUCUGUACACGUACGCUGCGAGCGAGGAUGUUGCAGCCUUGGAGAGUCAGCCCCUGCUAGGAUUUGUGUUGAAGGUUGAUUCUUCACAGAAGCUGCAGUUUAAGCUGUACCACAAAAACACACUUUACUACAUUUUUAAAGCUGACGACGUCCAAACUGCCCAAAGAUGGAUCGAGUCCUUCAAAGAAGCCACCGUGCUUUAAUAUCUGUUGACAGUGUGUGAAGCAGUUUAGCAUCGUUUUUCAGAAAAUGUUUUUACCUCAGUGCUCUCUGAAUUCUGCAAAAAAAAACACAUCACGAGACACAUCAUUACUUGCAUUGAAAUGGAAACCAAAAUUGAAUAUUUUAUUUCACUGUUCUCAUCAGAUUUACUGUAGCUGGAUUUUACAUAGUUUUUAGGUCACUCCCGUGGAGGUGGGGUUUAAGGCUGUUGUUUUUGUUUUUUUAAGAUGAACCUUUUCCAUCAGGGUUUAUGUGAUAUUGCCUUCAACUUAGCUAUUACUAUGCAAUAAUUUAUUGCUCAUUUAGACUUUGAUUUUGUCGUAUUUUAAUUUAAUUGUCUGGUAUCCUUCCUGGAUCCUUAUAGCACAGAUUUGGUGAUUAAAAUCCCAUCAUCUAGACAUUGGUAAUUAAUACUUUCAGAGGUGAAAACAAACCCCACAGACGCUACUAGUUGUUUGGGAAUGGGUUUUUUCCCCACACUUGAGAAGUUGGCUACAAAACACACAGUGUGCACCCUUCUUGCCUAUUACAUGAUUAAGGCUUUUAGUAAUUUUGAGUCUAACCUCGAGUCUUACUGGUGUAUCAGGGGAAUGUUCACAGUUUGUGCAUAACUGCACCACAAUGUGUGUUGCACUUAAGUCACUCUGAUCGAUGUACAUAGAUUAUACCCGUCCACACAUAUUCUAUGUAAAUAGAGAUUAUUGUAAAUUAAAUGUAAUCACAAUUUCCAUGAAUCUCAUUUUUACUGCCUAAAUUUUGACAGUUUAAUAAAUUUCUGUUUUACUGUG
This is a messenger RNA of Stegastes partitus (bicolor damselfish), 5035 nucleotides long. Its product is annotated as FYVE, RhoGEF and PH domain-containing protein 6-like. Gene Ontology annotation, molecular function: metal ion binding; guanyl-nucleotide exchange factor activity. Gene Ontology annotation, cellular component: cytoplasm. Bases 401 to 4228 code for a protein of 1275 amino acids. NCBI's taxonomy places the organism in Eukaryota, Metazoa, Chordata, Actinopteri, Pomacentridae. The transcript is spliced from 21 exons. The record is from RefSeq and is a predicted model, not a curated record.